Tachysurus fulvidraco (yellow catfish) is the source of this 6345-nucleotide messenger RNA. RefSeq names its product laminin, beta 4 (gene lamb4). The record is from RefSeq and is a predicted model, not a curated record. Bases 342 to 5972 code for a protein of 1876 amino acids. Lineage: Eukaryota; Metazoa; Chordata; Actinopteri; Siluriformes; Bagridae. The transcript is spliced from 35 exons.
GCCAAACUUAUACAUUUAUUAUACACUACUCUAUGGAUUGUCACAUUGGUAUUAUCACUGAUUUUCUCCAAUAUCAAAUGCGACAUGCAUCCUGUCGUCUCCUCUUUGCUUUUUACUCCAUAGGUUUGACAAAUAUAAAUCAACCCUCAGUGCAAUAUAAUCCCUUUUUACCACAGAGCCCUGCAGCUCCUUUUGCUGCUCACACACUCUCACCCUUCUACGUUCUCAGGUGUUCAGGUGUGUCUUUACAUGCUUCAACCUUUACAGUGAUUGCUUCACAAUCCAUUACUGCCUGCUGUGUGGACAUUGAGGCAAAAAUUCGUAGACACUGAAUGGCUUGAAUGAACAUCAUUACAUUUCUGCAAAGGAUUUGUUCUAUUUUAUAUCCCAUGAUUUUCACAGCUAAAGCAACAAUGUGGGAAAGUUGGAUGUCUGCAGUGCUGCUCUUUUUUCUGGUGGAGCCAGCUCACCUACAGCGAGAAUGUGAGGGGAGCUCGUGCCACCCCACACUAGGUGAUCUUAUGGUGGGCCGUGCUGCUCAACUCUCUGCUUCAUCCACCUGUGGCCUAAAUGGGCCCCAGAACUACUGCAUUCUGGGUUACCUUGAGGAUGAACAGAAAUGCUUCACCUGUGACUCUCGGAGCCCCUACAAUCGAUACAACAAUCGUAAUAGCCAUCGGAUAGAAAAUAUCAUAACCACCUUUGAGCCAGAGCGUAAGAUGAAAUGGUGGCAGUCUGUAAACAAUGUGCAUCAAGUCAGCAUUCAACUAGACUUGGAGACUAUGUUUCAGUUUAGCCAUUUAGUUAUGACAUUCAAGAGUUUCAGACCUGCUGCAAUGCUGGUAGAGAAGUCAAAGGAUUUUGGUCAUACUUGGAAGGUGUUGAGGUAUUUCUCUGCAGACUGUGCUAGCGACUUCCCCAGAAUCUCAGCAGGACCAGCAGAAACUAUAGAUGACCUCAUCUGUGAAAGCCGCUACUCUGGAGCCGAGCCUUCUACUGAUGGCGAGGUGGUGUUAAAAGCUUUGGACCCCCACUUUCAUAUUGAAAAUCCAUUUGACCCUACCAUUCAAGAACUCAUCACCAUGACUAAUCUGCGAGUGAACUUUACACGUUUACUCACACUGGGUGAUGACUUGUUGGGGCGGAAGAGGAGGAACCCACAGGACAAAUACUACUAUGCCCUCUAUGAGAUGGUGGUCAGAGGGAGCUGCUUCUGCAAUGGCCAUGCCAGCCAGUGUAUGCCAGUUUAUAACCCACGUGGAGAUACCUUCAAUGAACCUGGCAUGGUUCAUGGGAAAUGUGUUUGUCAACAUAACACUAUGGGGAGCAACUGUGAGAAGUGCCAGGACUUUUACAAUGAUGCCCCCUGGAGGCCAGCUGGAAGCAUUGACCCACAUGUCUGCAGAAAGUGCAACUGCAAUGGACACUCUGAGCGAUGUCACUUUGACCUACAGCGCUACAUAAGCACUGGGCAGAUCAGUGGAGGUGUGUGUGACGACUGCAGAAACAACCGCAUGGGCGCUCAGUGUGAACUGUGCAAGCAACACUACUACAAGGACCCGCUGCGCUCUCUAAAUGACCCUUAUGCUUGCAUACCUUGCGUCUGCAACUCUGCAGGGUCUGUGGAGGGUGGGUUGUGUGAUCCAGUGAGUGGUCAGUGUGUGUGUAAGCAGAAUGUAAAGGGAGAGCGCUGUGACCGGUGCAAGAUUGGAUUCUUUAGACUCAGCCAGGAAGACCCUGGAGGCUGCCAGAGAUGUAUGUGUAACUUCUUGGGCACUAUAAGCACCUCCCCAUGUGACCAGAACACAGGCCAGUGCAUUUGUGAUCACUUUGCUCAGGGACCAGAGUGUGAUCAGUGUGUGCCAGGAUACUGGGGACUAGGAAAUACAGUCUAUGAUUGUCAACCUUGUGACUGUGACAUAGGAGGAGCCUUCAGUACUCUGUGUUCUUCAGAGAAUGGCCAAUGUCAGUGCAGAGCCAAUAUGGUGGGACCUCGCUGUAGUGAACCUGCUCCUGGUUACUUCUUGGCCCCUCUCGAUUUCUACCUCUAUGAGGCAGAAAAGGCUGCUCCUCUUGACACCAAGUGCUUCUCUGACCUGGUAGAACCUAAUACACCCCUGUAUCCUGCUACAUCUCCUCCACCACGAUACUGUCCCCCAGGAACCAUAGCUUCUGAGCCUACACCACAGCCUUAUUACCGACCUGAGCCUACACCACAGCCUUAUUACCGACCUGAGCCUACACCACAGCCUUAUGACCCCAACCUACCUGGGCCUCCUACAUAUGAGAAUACUUGGCCUCCUACAGCAUAUCAGACUUUCCCUCCUGCUGUCACUCUGCCUAGCUGUGUGAACUACUUCAAAAGCAAAGGCUAUGAUGUUGAGUUCAGGGAUGGCAGAUUUGUGGUUGUUAAGCGUGAAAGCCGUCGAAAACGAAGACAAGGCCAGAGCACCAUUCCCCUGCAGCCAGGAUCCCUCCAUCAGGUCAUCCUACGACCACAUACUCCAGAUAAACCUAUUACUUGGACUGGACCAGGAGUUGUGCGGGUUCAAGAUGGAGCAGGACUCCGAUUUAUUGUCACCAACAUCCCUUUAACUCUUAACUAUCAUCUUGUUAUUCGCUAUGAGGCACAGUCCACAGAUGAUUGGACAGCCAUUGUAAAAAUUGUGCCAUUAGGAUCUAUUCAUGAAAAUUGUCCAUAUGAUCCAUCCGAGAAAACCUUUACGCUUUCUAGCACCAGCAGGAUGGCUAUCUUGGAUCCUUCUGUGUGCCUCAGCGCUGGCGUCAGGUACUAUGUGGAUAUCACAUUUGAAAAUCCUGACCCUUACUGCAGCUCACAUAUUCUAAUAGAUACAAUGGGACUUAUUCCAAAAAUGGAGUCUUUGCCAAAUUUCUGCUCUGAUGCAUCCCUGGCUCAAUACCAGAAGUAUCGCUGUGUGGAGCUCGGUGCACAGGCAGGAGAAAAUACUCUGCCUGAGGUGUGUGAAAAACUGGUUGCCAGCAUGUCAGCAUACAUCCAUAAUGGUGCAAUACCAUGUAGAUGUAAUCCUGUGGGGUCAUUCAGCUUAUCCUGCAGUAAAUUUACAGGACAAUGUGACUGCAAACCCAACGUGGUUGGCCGCUGCUGCAACACCUGCACCCCUUUGACCUAUGGGUUUGGACAAAAUGGAUGCUCACCAUGUAACUGCGAGCCCUCGGGUUCCAAAGCUGAGUUCUGUGACCAUAAAACCGGACAGUGCCAAUGCCAUAAUGGAAUCACAGGCCGACGAUGUGAUAGAUGCAUUUCCGGAUAUUAUGGUUUUCCUAACUGCAGACGUUGCCAGUGUAACGGGCUGUCUGACCUCUGUGACCACAUUACUGGAGUCUGUCUAAACUGCAGGGGGCAUUCAACUGGGCCCCACUGUGAAAGGUGUGAUGAAGGUUACUUUGGAGAUCCUGUUGUAAGAGAAACCUGUCAGCCAUGCCUGUGUCCAGACGUGAAAGGCAGUGGUCGUUUCUUUGCUCAUUCCUGUGGAAAGGACCCAAAUUCUCUAACCCCAAACUGUCAAUGCAAAACUGGGCAUCAAGGCCCACACUGUGAUAAAUGUGCACCUGGUUACUACGGUAACCUCCUAUUGCCAGGCUCUACAUGCAAAGAGUGUCCCUGCAACAACAACAUCGAUCCCGAUGAUGGCGAGGCGUGUGAUGCUUUAACUGGCAAUUGUCUCCGCUGCUUGCAUAACACUUUUGGGCCUCAGUGCCAGACCUGUAAACAAGGAUACUACGGCAAUGCACUGCUCCAGGACUGCAGAGAAUGCUCAUGUGACCAACAGGGCACAGACAUGACUAAAUGCUUACUUGGCAGCCCCUGCAUAUGUGAUGAGGUGACUGGGCAAUGCCCAUGCCGUCAUGGAGUGGUAGGCAUUCGGUGUGAUCGUUGUGAGGAUGAAUACUGGAAUCUGAGUGGACAGUCUGGGUGUCAGCCCUGUAACUGUCACCCGAGCCGAUCUUUCAGCAAUCAGUGUGACAAGGUUACUGGCCAGUGCCCUUGUGAAACAGGGUAUGGUGGGAAACAGUGCCAGGAGUGUGCAGCUAAUCAUUUUGGAAAUGCUGAUAUUCAAUGCAUAUCUUGCGACUGUGACAUGCAGGGCUCUGUCUUCCCAGGCUGUGAUCCUGACACAGGUGAGUGUCUGUGUCGGCCUGGAGUGCGUGGCAAUUUCUGUGAAAUGUGUGCUCCAGGGUAUGAUCCGGUCUUCCCAGCCUGCGAGCCCUGCCACCCUUGUUACCAUCAAUGGGGAGAAAAUGUCACAGACAUUUCAAAGGCUAUGGAAAACAUGCAGUCUCUGAUUUCCAAAUAUGGAGGAAAUCUGUUACCCAGUGACAAGCGACACCAGGAAAAGAUACAAAAGUUGAAUGAGUCCUUCAUGAGCCUGGUUAGCAUGCUAGGCUCAGACCAGGUUAAUUUGGGGAGCCUACAGAAUUUCCUGAAUCAAAUAAGGAACUUAGCAGAAACCACAGAUCCAAAUAUUAUUAUUAUCGAUCCAACUAAGCUGCUGGAAACUGAAAUUGAUAACAUUUAUCAUGAGUUCAAGAGGUUACUGGAUGAUCUGCAUAAGAAAAUGAAAGACACUCACAAAAUAGAUUUAAAAGAGAUAAAUGACACACUGGAGAAGAUCCGUAAGCUCCAUACUGACUUACAGAAAGAUGAAGAAAGGGUGAAGAAGGCAAGAAAUAAGAUAGACACUUCCAGGCAGAUCCGACAGGACACAAAAAAAGAGCUGGCCAAAUGCCAGCUGAGGCCGUUGGAUGUACUGGAGAAGAAGGUUAAAGGGCUUAGUGUGGCCAAACUUAAUGAGGAGAUUUGUGGAGCACCAGGUGAUGCAGAGUGUGAAAAGGCUGCGUGUGGUGGUGCUCUGUGUGGAAAGUGUGGUGGGCCAUCUUGUACAGGAAGCCUACCUAUCGCCCUUAACGCCACAGACACAGCAAAGAAGAUCAAAGCAGGCAUUCAAAGUCUGCUCCAAAAUCUCACAGAGGCAGAAACAAAGAUAAAAGACAUCGAAAAUCUGAAUAAAGAUGUGAAAACCAAGGCACAGAACAUGAUGAAUAAAAUCGACAAGACUAAGAGCAAGUAUGAAAAGACCAAGAAUGACACUAAAAAACUUAUAGAGAGUGUCAGGGAGUACCUCAGUGAAGAGUCAAUGGAACCGGAAGACAUUGACAAGGUAGCAUCUGCCGUGUUGGCUAUUAAUCUUCCAAGUUCUCCAGAUGAGAUCAAGAGGAUGAUUCAGGAUAUUCAGAAGAUGAUGGAGAACUUCACACACAUUACAGAAGACCUAAAGGACUUGGAGGAUCAGGCCAAAUUAGCCAGAGACUUGAAAAACAAAGCUGAUGAAAUCCUAAACAGAACUAAGGAAACUGAUGUCAGUGACAUAGAGAAAACCCUGAAUGACACUUCCCAACUCCAUGACAAGAUAAAACAGAAGCUGAAUGACACUGAAGACAACAGAAAUGUUACUGAUAAAUUACUUGAUCAGAGUGAAAAAAAACUAACAAAUGCUGAAAAGAAUUUAAACAAGCCUCUGGCCAAAAGGCUUAAAAAUGAAAUUGAGGCUCUGAAGAAUAAAACAGAAAUGAAUCGUGCUCAGGCUUUGGAGGCAAAAGCUGUAGCUGAUGCAGCAUUAUCCAACGUUACAGACGCUAACAAGGAUCUUGAAGAAAUAGAAGACAAAUUAAAAAAGCUGAAAAACAACACUCAGGCUCUAAAUGAUACAAUAACUGAGCAUUUGAAGAAUAUAACAAUGGAGGCUAAAAAUAUGGCAAAAGAUGUUGAAGCUAAAAUGAAACAAAUUGAAGACUUGGAGAAAAGGAUUCAAAAUGCAGUGCAAGAUAAAAUUAAUAAAAUGAAAGAACUGGAAGAUCUGUUGGCAGAGGCGAUGAGCUUGAAGGAAUAUAUUGCUGAAAAAGUUGUCAAUUAUACGCAGUGUGGCACUUAAGCCUGCAGAUGUCUCUGUCUUCACCUGCAACCACAAGCAAUGCUACGUGUCCAGUCUUGAUGACUCUAGCUCUUAUCAUUGGUCUUGCAAAAAAAAUAAAAAAUUGCCAGAAAACUAAGAUUUUUCAGUGGCUGUACAUGAUUGGGACUUUGAUUUUGAUUGACAUUCCCACUGUGUGUGCUAUAUUAAUCACACAGUUUUUGAAUCAGCUCCAAAGAACAAAGCCUAUGUAGAAGAAAGUAAAAUACAUAUCUGUAUCACACAGAACAUUUCAAGAACAACAGUAUUUAUCUAGUAAUUUUAGUAUAUUUUUUCUUUGUUACCCUUUGGUGUGUAACUACAAUCACCAAUAAAAUUGAGGUCUACUAUGUAA